Harpegnathos saltator (Jerdon's jumping ant) is the source of this 3957-nucleotide messenger RNA. Its product is annotated as zinc finger CCCH domain-containing protein 28. The transcript is spliced from 3 exons. Gene Ontology annotation, molecular function: metal ion binding; RNA binding. Gene Ontology annotation, biological process: regulation of RNA splicing. NCBI's taxonomy places the organism in Eukaryota, Metazoa, Arthropoda, Insecta, Hymenoptera, Formicidae. Bases 2635 to 2961 code for a protein of 108 amino acids. The record is from RefSeq and is a predicted model, not a curated record.
GUUUAAAUGUGUGAUUAAUAAUACCGAUGCGACACAACGCCGGCUCUUGGCCGCGUUUGGUGUGCGUUUGCAGCGCGCGAUGCUGCAUGGAGACUAAUCGGCGUGAGCGACUUGUCUGUUUCGUUAGCGCGGAUGUGCCAGGAUGUGUGCCUAUUCCGCCGGGAUAUGCCCAGCGAACGUCGAGUAGGCCCUUUUACCAUUCCAAGCUGCGUCUUUCUCGUACGAGCGUCACGGCUCGUAAAACGUAGCUUCAGCUUGGCUAUGAAACAGAAGGGCAUAUUUAGCGUUCGAUACGCGUCCACACGGAAUAGAGCCUCAGGCCUCUGUGCGAGAUGAAUGCCCAGCCACCACCUACACACGCAUGCAUAUAUAUAUGUGUGUAUACAUAUAUAAUGCAUCACACACGCCACCGUCGCCGAAUGCAUGUUGAGACGCGAUCGUUCAUGGUCUCUCUUUCAACUUUCUGUUUCAUGCUUGCCCUCUUCGCCUGGAUAUACCACCCACCGCACGUCUUUCGACCGAAAAUUUACCACGCAUUCCACCGCCCCGUUCGAUCCACCACCACCACCACCACCCUCCCCUCCCCCUCGCCACCACCGACGCUUUCAUCCCGACCGAUCCCGGAACCGAUGCCCGACGUCCGUCCCUGUGGUGGCCCGCGCGGCGUCGGCCUAAUCCCUUAAUUGAUCCCCGAAACGCUCCACGAUCGCCACUGUAAACGCCUACACUACUCCCUCGCCCCGAUCCCACCGAUCGAACUGCACUCUCAUGUGGCGAUUGUGUCACCACGCGAACGAUUCUUCUACUAUCGCUCGCGCAUCGACAAUCUUCGUGCGACGGAAAAUGCAAAAAACAAAAAUAAACAUCAUAAAAAAUAAUCAUCGUUUAACACACCGACGCUAAUAACGCAUUCGCUCGUGGCCCGCCUGUAAAAAUGCGUUUUCGCGCGUGUCAUAUAAAACGCGACAAAUGCGUAACAAUAACGACGCGUAUACACACACACACACACACACACACACACACACACACACACACAUCGUCGAUCUCGUUCGUUUCGCGCGUCACUUAAAAAACUCGGCGCAAAUCGCCAAUUAUUUCGUUCGCGUUUGCUAAUCAAUCGCGGACGAACUUUGGUCGCCGGUGCUCUCUUCCUUUUCUCUCUCUCUCUCUCUCUCUCUCUCUCUCUCUCUCUCUCUCUCUCCCCCCUCCUUCUCUCUUUUUUUUUUUUAAUUCGUCGCAAUCGCUGAACUCGUUCCGUCCGUCGCUGCCCGCCGCCGAAUCGUUCGAUAAAUAUUUGACAAACGAAUGAACGAAAUAAAACGGCAUACGGACUCGAACGCGAACUCGCGCGCGGACCGACUCGGAAAAUGCCGGCCUGCGGUGGUAAAACGAAAAAUAAACGAAAUGAUAAUGCCGAUAAAAACACACGUGACGCGUAUACACGCAUACACAUACACACGCUCUCUCGUCGUCGACGGGUGGCGCGACCUGACAUAACGCGCACUUCUCCUCACCGCUUUAUCACGUACCUCGGUUCGAUUGGUUGAUUGAUUUCUUUUUCUUCCUUCCGCCCGAUUUCGCCUCUACCUGACGGGCCUCAUCGUUCCUCCGUGCCCCCCCGCGCAUAUAUCUAAAUACAAUCUCCCGAUUCCGACGUAUACACGUAUAUAUCGAUCAUAAUGAAUAUUCUUGAAACGCGCUGGCUUUGGUUGUGUGCACCGCCGUCAUCGCAUCACUCCGACGCCUUCUUCUCAUCGUCAUCACCACCCGUGGACAAAACCGAAACCGUGGAAAAAAAAAAAAAAAAAAAAAACUGACAUCCGCGCGUGCGGCAUACCCAUGGUACAUGGCGUCGUCGUUCGCCGAAUCAAAAAUGUAUAAUAAUGCGUGCGGACCCACGUGUGUCCUCUGCUCUACGUGUGACAACCAAUGUACCGAAAUUGUUUCCCCCCUCUCUCUCUCUCUCUCUCUCUCUGUCUCUCUUUUUUUCUUUCUCUUUCUACCUGUGUCUGUCUCUCUGUCUCUCCGUUCGUACGACCGUGCGCGUAAACGAACCCGGGGAACGGAAAAAAAAAAAAAAAAAAAAAAAAACAAUACAAUACGAAACGAAAUACGCGGGCGCGACGUCAAGCCGACGAUUUACACUUUCGUUUUCCGUAAUUUACGCUUUCAUUUUUUCCGCGCUCUUUCACGCGCGCUCCGCGUCCCGGCAUGUUCCUGCGCGCGCAUUAAUCCAAACGACGAACGAUUGCGACUGCAAUUUAACCGACGACUCAUCAUGUUCAUUUAUGGAGUGUGUUUGAUACCAAAAACCAAAAAAAAAAAAAAUUUAAACUUCAAAAAUAACAACAAUGGUAAAACGAAACGAACGAUGCGCAUUAAAAUUUGAAAAAAAAAAAAAAAAAACAACAAAACCAAACACAAUGUAUAAAACAAAUUCGAUUUUCACUGUCGUACAUGUACCUGGAUGCUCCGAGGGCACGCUCCACCGCGUGUCUCCUUUGAUCUGGUGCCUUCUCCACCGAAUUCAACCGACUGUGGUAUAAUGAACGACCACCAAAAAAAAAAAAAAAAAAAAAAAAAUACUACCGAUACUUGAAAAAAAUACCGUACGAACACUGCCUCGUUUGCUGCAUGUGGAUCGCCUUAGCAGCCUUAGCCACUGUCGGGGCCCAAGUGGUCCCCCAAAACGCUCACUGUGUCGUCUACACAGACAGCUGCGGACAGUUACUGGACACCCUCCCGGUGUGCCAAGAUUUUAAUCGACAAGUGUGCAACCGUCCCGCCUGCAAGUUUAUCCAUCUCAGUGACGGAAACGUGGAGGUGAUCGAGAACCGCGUAACGGUGUGCAGGGACGCAGUAAAGGGUGCGUGCAUGCGGCCCCAGUGUAAAUAUUACCACAUACCGGUCGCGUUGCCGCCGGCGCCUUUGAUGGCGAUCGCGACGUCUGCGACGCCUUAGGGCCGAUUCCGCCAGCGAUUAACGCGCACCGGCACCGCGCGGGGACGCCGAGGAGGAAGGAUUCGAUUCGAGAGCUUUGCGCGAACGCGCAUUCCCGCGCACGUUGGGAACGCGCCGUCGGCAUCGGACAAGGCGAGAGGAAGCGGCCGGGAGGAAGAGGAGGAAGUCGAGGAAGAUGAAGAGGGAAAAGAAGAGGAGGAGUUCCUCCGAAGGAGGAGACGGCGCCGAUCGAGGCGAACGUCGUCGUCGUCGUCGUCGUCGUCGUCGUCGUCGGCGUCGAUUCGAUAUCGCUUCAGCAGCGCGUCGAUAUUCCUUCGCGACACUCCUCUCCGACGUACACACUCGUAAUGCGCACGCACGAAUGUGCGAACGCACGUUCAGGUGACAGGCGAGAAACAACGUGUCGUAGGAGGGUAGGUAGGUAGGUAGGUAGAUAGAUAGAUAGGAAGGAAGGAAGGAAGGAAGGAAGGAAGGAAGGAAGGAAGGAAAGGAGAAAAGUGGAGACAGAGAAACAGUGCCGCCAGAGAGUUCCUGUCGCGCAGAGUCGCGAAACGGGGAAAGGAAGGAAACGCGCGCGUGCACGCCUAUAGAUCUCUCUCUAGCUUUUCCUUUCGUUUCAUCAGAUCGUCGCGACGAACGAAGACCGCGGCCGUGGAAAUAUCGCGACAGGCGAUCGUCCCGAGGCACAGGGGAGAAAAUCGAGCGAUCUCCGGUGAAUCGCCGCGUCGGCGCGCAAAGGGGCUAGCAGUUGCCGCGAGAGAGAGAGAGAGAGAGAGAGAGAGAGAGAGAGUCGUCGCAAUAGCCGUUAAACAGCGAGCUAGCAAGCGCAAAAGUCUUCCUUCAGAAGUUACCCUUUCGUUCUUUCGAUCUGCAUUUGGCUUCCCGCGACGAGUCGUCGCGAACAGACGAAUCGCUCGAGAUGCUCGGCGUCUCAACUUCCACGGAUUCCCUUUUCUCUCUCUCUCUCUCUCUCUCUCUCUUUCCUUCUCUCUCUCU